CCCUCCUCCACAUCUUGUCGAUCGAAUCCCCAUGGCGACGACGCAGCCCCCGCGCGUGUUUGGCGUCGACUUCGGCGCGCAACGCUGCGUAGUGGCCGAGAGCACGGGCGACGUGGUGCUCAAUGAGCUCGGCGCCAUGACCACAGCCACGCUGGUGUCCUUUAAGGGUGAGGAGCGCCUGGUGGGCGAGUCGGCGGUGCUGUCGUCCAGCACCAACCCUCGUAACACCAUCGCCUUCCUGUCUGGACUUGUGGGCAAGCGCCAGUUGGCUGACGUGCAGCAGCAGCUCGAGCGCCUGCCCGGACACCAAGCCACCUUCGAGGUGAAUGAGGCUGGCCACGUGGUGGCUACGGUGGACUAUGGCAAGGACGGCAGCAAGACGCAGUUCACGGUGGAGCAGCUCACGGGCAUGCUGUUCGCCAACCUGGCCACGCAGAUGAAGAAGCGCUUCCAGGACGAGCCGUUCCACGUGACGCUGGCGGUGCCGUCGGUGUGGGGCGACGACGAGAAGCGUGCGGUUCGACUGGCUUCCAAGAUUGCGGGUAUCCCCAGCUUGGCGAUCAUCUCGCGCGAUGCGGCGUUGGCCCGCUGCUUCCAUAACAAGCACCCAGUGGCGGCGUCGGAGGCCGAUGGUGAUGCUGCGAUGGAGACCGCUCGCCACAUUGCGAUCGUCGACAUGGGCCACACUAGCACCAGCGUUGCCGUUGUGAAGCUCACACAGACGGGCGAGACUGUGCUGGCGACGGAGGCGGAUGUGGAGCUCGGCGCGGAGACGCUUGACCGGCGUCUCUUUGAGCACUUCCAGAAGGAGGUGCAGGCCAAGCACCAGCUGACCGUGUCGUUCCACACCAAGGAGGGCAAGCGUCUGUUCCAGGCGUGCGAGAAGCUCAAGAAGCUGCUGUCCACGAUUGGAGAGGCCAGCGUGACGGUCGAGAACCUUGCCCCCGAGAAGGAUGUUAACAUCUCGAUCUCGCGCAACGUGUUCGAGGAGCUGUGCGCUGCUGAGCGUGCUCGUGUCACGGCGAUGCUGCAGAAGGCCCUGGAGACUGCGAAGGAAAGCGUGCCCAGCGCUGACAUCGCGUCGGUGGAAAUCGUGGGCGGUGGCACUCGCAUCCCGUUCGUGCAGGAGGCUAUCCUCGCUGCGUUCCCUGCCGAGCAGCAGCGCACCGCUGCUCUCAUCGGCCGUAUGCUGGAUUCGACUACCGCUGUUGCUUUGGGUGCUGCGUAUUCCAGUGAAGCGGCUGCUGAGGCUGCCGCCGCCCCCGCGGAGUGUGACGAAGACGCGGAGGAGCUGGCCCGCUACGUGGCACUGGAGCAGGAAUUCCAGGCUCGCGACGCCGAGCUCACUGCGAUUGCCCACGAACGCAACGCCAUCGAGGCGUUCGUCUAUGAAAUGCGCUCGAAGAGCAGCGGCAAGCACGGAGACAAGCUCGACUCGUCCAAACUGAACCCUCUGCUGGAUGCUGCUGAGGACUGGAUCUACUCGGAGGAAGCGGAGACUGCCACGCUUGACGCCAUCACGGCCAAGCAUCAGGAGAUCGAAACGGAGGUGCGGACAGCUUGUGAGGCGUACUUCUCUGCUGUGGAGGCUGACGAGCGCGCGCUGGAGCAGCAACUUGAGCUGGAGUCGCAGAAGGCGGAGGCUGAGCGUCAGGCCGAGGGCGGCGACGAAGACCACGACACGCGCAAGCUCAAGAAGCCCGAGCGCAUGCGCAUGGUGGUCAAGAACAAGGAGGAGGGCAACGAGCUCUUCCGUGACGGCAACCACAAGCACGCCGCCGCGCGUUAUGUGAAGGCCCUGACGCACGCGUCCAAGUUCUUCGACCUUACCGAGGCCGACAAGGAGGAGGUGAACGCCAUCAAGCUCAGCCUGUACCUGAACCUCGCGCAGUGCUACCUCAAGAUGGAGAACUACAACAAGGCUGUCUCCAACUGCAAUGAAGCGCUGGCGCUGGACGCGAAGAGCGUCAAGGCCCUCUAUCGUCGCGCUGUGGCGUACGAGAAGGAGAACAAGCUGGAACCCGCGGCCGACGACGUCAAGGCAGCCCUGCUCCUUGCCCCGCAGGACCGUGCUGUCGUCAAGCUCGACGAGCGCCUGAAGCUGCGUCUUCGCCGCCAACUCGACAAGGAGAAGAAGAUGUGGAGCAAGGCGUUCGCGUAAGCGCCAUCUUGACCUAGCAAUAGAGAGCAAGCCGGAAAAACAUGAAGCGUGAAAGACCAAUUGAUGUGGAUUAAACUGCAAUCAGUUCUUCCCUAAAACCUGGAAGCACAUAGCACCAACGCAAACUGCAGCCUUUUAGAUCGUUUUCCAAGCUGUUCUCUACCCGCUGCUUCACUUCGCAGCUCCGUUCACACACAACACGCGCCCAAUUCUUUUCCGGUCGUCACUGUUGUUGCGCCGUUGUGCCUCCUUCAUCACGUCGUCGUCGACGCUCUUCCGUCCAGAAAAGCGUUCGAGCGCACCGAUGCUCGGCAUCAACGCGCUGGCCAAUGCAUCUCCCUCCACCCGCUUCUGCUCUGUGUGAGAGAAACUGUACAUGUAGACCAUGUCUGAAACUUGCAUCCACCAGCGUUCUUACUGAUUGUUGUUGUCCGGGGCUGUGCACCUGUUGAUCCACUUGCGUCGCCGCACCAUGGCUAAUGUGAAGGGGUCCUUCUGCCAGGGCCCGGAGAAGGACGGCGCGUAGAUCCAGCCGUUGUCGUCUCCUUGUGACACGUCGAGCGUCCAGCCCUCGGCGUGCAGGUGCUUGGGCACCUUGGGGGCCACCUCCUCGAAGGCGUUGGACGAGAUGUUGGCGUCCGUGACGGAGCUCCAGCGCUUGCGCUCCGUGGAGCCGGCGAUGUGCGUGUCCGUGGUCCACUUCUUGACGAUGUGGUAGCGCUGGUUCUCCCAGAGCUCGAGCACCUGGUCCACCUGCUCGUUGGGCGUGACCUUGAUCUCGAGGAAGAGCACGGACUUGCGCUUCUGCUUGUCGUAGUCGGGCGGCACCUCGAGCUCGUAGGACACCACCUCCGACUGCUUCUUCUCCAGAAACGGGGCCAGCGCGAUGUUGGCGUUGCCGAUGCAGUCGUCCUUCAUGAAGCGGUCGUAGUCCAUGACGUGCACCUCGAGGCACUUCUCCUUGGGGCGGUCCACCUGGAACUGGAACGUCUCGGCCGGCUCCCAGCGCGGGUUCAGGCUGCUCUGCACCACGGAGCUCUUCUGGCUCACGCGCCCCACCUUGAACACCACGUACGGGUCGCUCUUGCCGCCGAUGCCCAUGAAGCCGAAGUCGCUGGCCGCCAGGUCGCCCGCGCGCACCAGCGUCACCUGCAGCGUGUGCAUCGUGCUCAUGGUGGCCGUGUGUGUGU
Molecule: messenger RNA, 3351 nt
Organism: Phytophthora sojae
Lineage: Eukaryota; Oomycota; Peronosporomycetes; Peronosporales; Peronosporaceae
Exons: 2
Coding region: 32-2161 (709 amino acids)
Biological process (GO): protein folding
Cellular component (GO): cytosol; nucleus
Molecular function (GO): ATP-dependent protein folding chaperone; ATP binding; protein binding
Source: RefSeq, a predicted model, not a curated record